Messenger RNA from Pantherophis guttatus, 8291 nucleotides. Its product is annotated as 4-galactosyl-N-acetylglucosaminide 3-alpha-L-fucosyltransferase 9-like. Gene Ontology annotation, cellular component: membrane. Gene Ontology annotation, molecular function: alpha-(1->3)-fucosyltransferase activity. The record is from RefSeq and is a predicted model, not a curated record. NCBI's taxonomy places the organism in Eukaryota, Metazoa, Chordata, Lepidosauria, Squamata, Colubridae.
CAGGAGGGGAUCCGCGCAAGGAAGGUGGGUCGAGCUUAGGGGGCAGGGCUGCCGCUAGGCCAGCUCCGGCUCCUGCUCCGUGGGGGCUGAGCAGAAUGGCGGGGCGGGACAGCUCGUUCGAACAGGUCGAGCUGCACCCUGAGGGGCAGGUCGGCGGGCGGAGACGGUGCCAACAGCCACGCCAACACUCCCGCCAUCACCAGCAUGCAUUCCCGGAGCCGCGUUCAUCCCUUCGGACGGGGACUCGGGCCGCUGCAGCCGCCGCCGCCGCCGCUAAGCUUUUCCCAUCCGCCGGCGGCCGCUUGGGUUCUUUGGCCGAAGACGAGCUGCCUCCGUGGCGCAGGCGCCGCCUCUUCAUGGAACCCCCCGAGCCGGCUUCGGAGGAGCCCCGCGGCCACCGAGCCUUGUGGAAAGCGCCGAGCGGGCGUCAGUGGCCCGUCCUGGUGGCCUGCUUGACCUGCUGCACCCUGCUCGGAUGGUACACGGCCCGCAGCCUGAAGGACUCCGCGGCGCUCGAAGACCUCUGGCGGGAGGAUGAAGACCCCGAGACGACGAUGACGACGACGGAGAUGGGGAUGGAGGAGACGGUGACGGUGCUGGUGUGGUGGCGUCCAUUCGGCAGCGGCGGCGUCGUCUCAGGCGACUGCCGGCAAUUCAACAUCAGCGCCUGCCGCGUCUCCACCAACCGCAGCCUCCAGCCCAAAGCGCACGCGGUCGUCAUCCAUCACCGGGACCUACAGUCUCAUGGCCUCGGCCAGCUACCUCGGCAGAGGCCGGCGGACCAGCGGUGGGUCUGGAUGAACUUAGAGUCGCCCACCCACACCACGGGCCUGAGUAACCUGGGCGGCCUUUUCAACUGGACUUUGUCCUACCGGGAGGACUCGGAUGUCUUUACACCCUAUGGGUACCUCAAGCUUCGGCCGCAGCCCCUGGUCCAGUUCACUUUGCCCAAGAAGACCAAGCUGGUGGCCUGGGUGGUCAGUAACUGGAAUGAAGGUCACGCCCGGGUCCGUUAUUACCACCAGCUGAAAGAGUAUCUCCCCAUUGAUGUUUAUGGAUCUCGUAGACUGUCGCUCAAAGACAACAAUGUGGUGAAGACUGUCUCGGAAUACAAGUUUUAUUUGGCCUUUGAAAACUCCCAGCAUCAUGACUAUAUCACGGAGAAACUCUGGAGGAACGCCUUUGAGUCGUGGGCCGUGCCCAUCGUCUUGGGUCCCCCGAGGGCCAACUACGAACGGUUUAUCCCCUCCGACGCCUUCAUUCAUGUCAAUGACUUCUCCGACCCCAUGGAGCUGGCGAUUUACCUGAAAUUCCUAGAUAAAAACAAGAACAUGUACCAGAAGCAUUUCGCCUGGAGGAAACGCUAUGAUGUGAAGCGUUUGUCCUUUUGGACCGAACAUUGUUGUAAGGUUUGUAACGUAGUCAGAAAGGUGGGGAAACAGCCCAAGACCAUCCAGAACCUCGCCACAUGGUUUGAAAGUUGACCUCCACGGAUUGACUGAGUUUCCAUGCAGGAUGGUUGGGUUGACGCAUUUACCCAACCAAAGCACAAGAAAAUAUAUCAAGGAUAUUUCAGUUUUGCUUAAGUUAUCAAUUAACUUAAUUGAUAAGUUAAGAUUGCUUGGUUUAAUAAUCAUGGGGAGAUUCACCGUUUUGUGUGUGUGUAUGCAUUUAUGGACUCCCCCCCCCCUUUUGGCCUCUAUGGUCAAUACAGUUCUUCAGCAAACUGAAGCACAAAAAUGUGCCACAUAUUUGUAUUUAAACGUUUAUUUGCAAUCUUAGCAAAUAAGCAAAAUAAGCGAAACCAUUAGCAAAAUACAUAUAAAUUUAUAGCGAUCAUAUCAUUUCAAUACAUCCCCUCUAUUUUUAAAAGCAGUAUUGGGCAGGAUGUCAGGCUUUCAUAGCUUCCUUGCAGCCAUUGCAAGCAAUGUAAUGUUUUGUUACAUGUUUGUCUGCAUCAGACAACCAAAACAAUUUUUUUCUUCUAAUCUAGAUUGUUUCAAUUGGAUUAACCAGGGCAUUAUGAAUCUAGACCAGAAUUCCUGAUAAAGUUUCCAAUGUAGUAAAUAAUGGGUCAAAUCUUCCACUUAUAAAUUAUUGCAAAUAUGUUAAAGGUGUAUAGUUGGUAAUCCUCUGUAUUUUCUGUCCAAAUAGGCUGUUAGCCUUGUAUGAAAGUGAAGUUUUAUAAAGGCUUUUUUCUCAGGGAAUAAGACGUAAGAAACUGUAAAUAGUAUCACAUUCCCCUUUCUCCUUGAUAUUCCUUGUCCUCCAUCCUGAAUUCUAAUUAAUACGUCUACUUGAGCUCAACUUUCACUAAUGUGCCUGUUUUUAUAGCAGUAGAAUUUUUAAAGUGGAGAAUAUUUUUUUUAAAAAAAUAGACUUUUUUUUACCCCAUAUGCAUAGUCUCAAGAGGAUCUGUGAUGAUUCACUACAGGAUUUGCUGAUGUUAUGCCUUUCAUUGUCAGACAACUUCAAAUUAUGACAUGUUCUCCUUUCAUUUUAGACAUAUUUAAAAACUUUUAUUGUCAGGGUGAGCCAGAAAAAUAGAUCCCAUUGGCAAGAUACAAAAUGUCAGGUCAAAAUUGUUUUGUUGUAAGUGAAAUAAUUUCAUUCAUUAGACCCAUGUUAGCAUUUUCAGGUUAUUAAUGCUAAUUACAGCUCUAAUUUAUUAAAAUUGAUAGACUCAUAGGCAAGAUAGUUUCCUAACUCUGACCAUUGAUACAACUUGCAUUGUUUGCACACAUUGGAUGAUCUAAUAUAAAUUAUACAACUAGAAGAAUUACUUUACUGGUUAGUUACUUGGGAAAACCACCACUUAAUUGAUUAAAAAUGUACUGGGAAAAUAAUUAAGAAAAAAUGUUGGUCUGCUGUUUGAUCCGUGCACUUUUUAAAAAAUUAAUCCUUUGGGGUUUGGCAUGUAUAUUACAGUUUUUCCAGAUGUUUUAAAAACAGCUAAUUUAGAGAGAAAAGUUUCCAAAGAUCAAAUUAUUAUUUUUUUCUCAAAAACAAUUUAUACAUAGGAUCUUUUGUUCUGGAAUAGAGUAUGCUAAGAAAUAAAGCAGUAUAUGAAACAUUCAUUCUUAAAACUGAAAUUUUAUAUUAUUGUAUUAUCAGUUCAAUGAGUGUUAGCAAAGCAGUAUUAAUAGAGUUUUGCCCACUGACUAAACAGACAAACUGACUGUGGAAGACCUUUACCCAAGUAAGUUUUUUCCCAGCCAGAAUCUAUUAUUAUUAUUUUUUAUUAGAAAUAUCAAGACAUGGACUGUACAGGUAGUCUUUGACUUAUGACCGCAGGCGAGACCAGAAUUUCUAUUGCUAAACAAGAUGGCCACUUUUAUGACCACUUUUGCCAAGCGGUUAUUAAGGAAAUCACUGCAAUCGUUAAGAGAAUAAUCAGGUAAUCUGCCUUGCCUUUGCUUGUGGGAAACCAGUUAGGAAGAUUGCAAAAGACAAUCAAAUAACCCAAGGGCAAAGCAGCUAUUGUAAAUACAUUCUGGUUGCCAAAUACCCAAUUUUCCUUCAAUGACUAUGAGGAUGCUGCAGUAGUUUUAAUUGUGAAGCUCAGUCACUUUUUUCAGUGCCGUUUCAACUUCAAAUGGUUACUAAACAACAGUUGUAACUCGAGGACUAUUUGUAUUAGCUGCACAUAAACUGAUACUGAAUUUGGUGUGUUUUCACAGUUUUAAUUCCAACAAUCUCAAAGAUGUUUUUUGUCUCUGCCUUCUAAAUUGCAACAGGCUCAAAAUAUCCUCACCUCUGUUUUUUUCAGCUAGGUCGCCUGUAGAUAUGAAUUACAUAAUAGGAAAAAAAUGCUAUAACAAGACUUCUCUUUGGAGCAUAUGAAAGAUUUCUUUCACUAAAAAUGAAUGUAUUUGCACCCAGAAGACAAGUAAGGAGAGAGGUGGCAGGAAAAAAAAAUUAAAGCAAACAACUUAACCGAUUUACCAAGAGUUUCCGUGGGGUGCGGUUUUUUUGGGUUUUUUUGGAGACAUGUUGGAAUUUUCCUGACUUGUCAUGGGGAAAAGUUAGUUACAAUUUCAAUUAAAUCAGAUUUGCCCACGCAGGAUAAAUGCCACAGUCUGACCCGUUGAUAAAUUUCAUGUAAACUGAUUAGAGAUAGGUAGAAAUCCUUGUAAUUUAUUUUCAUUUUGUUGCGUUUGCAUUAGUAGUAGAGAUCUUUAUGGUUCAAUAAUUCAUCAAGGAUUCUGAAAUUGUGUGGAAUUGAAAAUGCUGCGAUGGGAAGAGGAGCUUGCAAACUGAAAUAUGAAUUUUGAAAUCAUUUGCUGGAAAGGCUGGAAAGAAAUGAAAGGAGCCUUAACAUGACCUAUUUUUUUAACAAUGAAAAUUCACUGCUGUCUUUCAGGAAGAUUUUCAACUUCGUGAUCUAAUUUAUAUCCUUGGUAUUUCCUAUCAAAGCACUAAGCAGGUUAAGCCUGUUUGCUUUCCCACCGGCCAAAUGUUACUGCAUACCAGUGGUGAAAUCUAAAAUUUGUUACUACCGGUUCUGUGGGUGUGGCUUGGUGGGGGGGGUUAAUGUGACGGUGGGCGUGGCCAAUUUUUUUUUUUACUUUUAAAACCAUUUUUUCUACAACCUCUUCGCCAAAGAGGUUGUUUAAAAAAUGCUUUCAAAAGGCUCUGAUGAUCCCAGCUGAGUUGCCUGAUUGGCAGAGGCUUUUUUCCUUUUAAAUGCCUCUGACGAUCAGGCAACUCAGCUUGGAUCGUCAGAGGCUUUUAAAAGAAAAAAAAGCCUCUGAUGAUCGCGCAGCUCAGCUGCGCAUGGGGGGGGGAGGGAUUUUUGCUACUGGUUCUCCGAACCACCCGCCUCCAUCGCUACUGGAUCGGGUGAUCCAGUCCGAACCGGGAGCAUUUCACCCCUACUGCACACAGUACAUAUUUUAAAGGAAAUGAAACUUAAGGCAGUGAGCCAAAUUUUUUUAAUACAGAUUAAGCCGUGGUUUCCUUCCUUCCUUCCUUCCUUCCUUCCUUCCUUCCUUCCUUCCUUCCUUCCUUCCUUCCUUCCUUCCUUCCUUCCUUUUUUAUGAUCAUAAGGAACAAUAACUUGCACUAAAGACAACAUUGUAUCUUGAAAAGAUUCUGUCUGUGGAAAUUUGCACUGGAAUAAAUGAGCUAGUCCUUAAAGUGCCACAAUAUUAUUUGUCCUUUUUUAUGCCUUAUUGGAAUAAAUUGGAAAGUUUGUCUAAUAUCCGUGUGAAGAUGUUAGUUUCAGGAAAUCAUUGCUCUGUAAAAGGUUAUAUAUUGUGUUGAAGGAAAGUAUUGGUCGAAGUUAUUCCUAACAAACCUUCUUUGCAAAUGGUCAUUUUAAAGCAAGCCUCCUGCUUAUUUUGUGAAAUUUAUAGGGAAAUAAUAUUUUAUAUGUCUUAUAUCUCAUCCUUGUUUUGUCCUGUCUUAUUUCUUGUUCUUGAACUUAUAACAGUCCCUUUAGCUUUAAUUACAUGGUUGAGAAACUAAACUAAAAAUUUGGGACCCAUACAAAUGCACAGGUAUUGUCAUAUUGAUUGCUUUUAAAAAGAUACAGGUAGUCAUUGGUUUACAGUACAACUGGGACGGGUGAAAUCCAGCAGAUUCUGACAGGUUCUAGAGAACCGGUAGUGGAAAGUUUGAGCAGUUCGGAGGACCGGCAGUGGAAAUUUUGAGUAGUUUGGAGAACCAGCAAAUACCACCUCUGGCUGGCCCCAGAGUUGGGUGGGAAUGGAGAUUUUGCAGUAUCCUUCCCUCAGGAGUGGGGAGGGAAUAAGGAUUUUGCAGUAUCCCUCCCCUGGAGUGGGUGGGAAUGGAGAUUUUGCAGUAUCCUUCCCCUGCCACACCCACCAAGCCACGCCCACAGAACUGGUAGUAAAAAAAAAAUGGAUUUCACCACUGAACUGGGACCAGAAAUUUAGUUGCUAAAUCAGGUGGUUAUUAAGUGAGUUGUGUCCAAUUUUAUGAUUUAUUUUUUUUUUUGCCACGGUUAAGUGAAUUUCUGCAGUUGUUAACUGAAUCAUGGGAUUGUUAAAUAAACCCAUCAUCCCCAAUUCAUUGCUUGCUGGAAGCCAGUUGGGAAACUUGCAAAUGGCGCCCAUGACCCUGGGACACCGCAGUUGUUAUAAAUAACAAUUUAUAAGUACCCAAAUUUUGAUAUUGUGGCCAAGGGGAUGCUGUGAUGGUCAUAAGCAGGGGGACCAGUCCUAAGUCACUGUAGAAAAUUAGCACCCAUGCCCUCCUAGAAGAAUGAAAUAUUUUGAGAAAUAUUAAAAAGGCAGAAUAUUAUAUUUCCCUGGAUGAGAAAUUGAGAAACAUGCUCUUGGAGACAGAAAGCAGCCCCCAUCUUUCUUAAUAGCCCUCAGCAGAUAUCAGCACUUAGAGACAAAGGGAUAGAUAGCUCUAUUCAUAAGCAAAUUCCCUGCAGCAAGGUCUGAAUAAAGGUAGGAUUAGCCCUCAGCCAAAAUAGGAAUUGCCCAACAAGCCCCUUCAUUGCAUCAGCAGAUCAAACUUCAACCAAACUUGGGAGUCUGACAACAGCCAAUAGAAUACAUGUUCUUGCACAGGAAUAGGAAGUUCAAGUGCAAAGCCCAAGAGAAGUUAUAACUACCCCCUUUCAAUUUCUUGUGGUCAACUGCCCAGAACCACAAACCCAUGUGGGUCUGCUUCAUCAUUAAACCAUCUUUCCAAUCAUCCUCCAUGUUUCCAGUGUCUUUCUUCCAGCUUGGAACUGAACCAGAUGGAUAUUUCUUCCAACACCACUUUUUCAGUACCAUUAUCAUUUCAAAUGGUGACUAAACGAAAUGGUUAUAAGUCAAGGACUACCUGUACAAUUCCUUGCAUGAAAAGGAGGGCCAUCAGCUAAAUCACAAUCUCCUUUUGGACAACUCUUGAUAAGGGAGACACAGUUUUAAUGAUCAUUAAGACAUCAGAAACAGCAACCCAAAACUAAAAAGAAAACGAUAUUCAGGUAACAUCAAUAUUAUCAAUGGACUGUAUUUAUCAAGACUGGUUCAAUAAUAGAAAUAGCUGGAUAAACUUUUUGCUUGAAAAAUGGUUUUGAUAAGAUGUAUGGAAAGUUUAAAUGAUCUGAUAUAAGAUUAAAUGUAGAAGCUAUUAUUUAUAAAGAAACAUAAUAUAAUAAUACAGGGUUAACUCUAAACAGGCAAGAAAUCUUACAUUAUAUACAGGUAUUCCUCAACUUAUGACCAUAGUCGAGGCCAAAAUUUCUAUUGCUAAGUGAGACAGUUGUUAACUGAGUUUUGCCUCAUUUUACAACCUUUCUUGCCACAGUUGUUGAAUGAAUCACUGCAGUCAUGAAGUUAGUAACAUGGUUGUUAAAUGAAUCUGGCUUCCCCCAUUGAUUUUUUUUGUCAGAAGGUCGUAAAUGUUGAUUAGAUGACCCCAGGACAUUACAACCGUCAUAAAUACACGCCAGUUGCCAGCAUCUGAAUUUUGAUCACAUGACCAUAGAAAUACUGCAACGGUUGUGCGAAAAACAGUCAAAAGUCACUUUUUUCAGUGCCGUUGUGACUUCAGUCACCAAACGAAUGUUUGUAAAUUGAGGACUAUCUGUACUAUUGGUAAACUUGAGGUUUACUUACUAAUGUUCUUAUAUGAUUCUCCUUAGAUAAUUUUUUUUAGUUUUGAUAUCUUUUUACAAUUGACUUUUAUACAGUACUGUAUUUGGUUUGUUUCUAAUAAACCAUAUUUUACUAUGGUGAAAUUCUGUUUACAGUACAUUUUUAUAAGGAUUUGGGAGUUACUGUUUUAUCAGAGCCUCCUUCCAUGCACUGGGUUUGGAAUAAUUUUGGAAUGAUUUAUUACCCAAAAUGUUAUUUCCUGCUAUAUAAUGUGUGCCUCCUCAAAGAUGAUCAAUCUCUUGUUUAUAUUGUUUGCAAAACUAUAUUGGUUUUGGUUGCUUGAUGUACUAAUUUAAAGCUUAAUGUGAUUUCUUUGCUCAUGUUCUAGCAAAUUUUCAGUGAAUACACAUUAUGUUUGUGGUUUCUUCAGUAAAACAUGCUAAUGCUAAGCAUGAUUUAGGGCAGUAGUGUUGUGUAGUAUGGCAUUAGUUGCUGUGUUAGAGACAGCUGUCAUUUAUUUCUUAAAGUAUGGAAUUCUUAACAAAAACAAUAUAGGAAAGCUAACAGCUUCUCAUUUGUCCGGAUCAACAGAGACAUAUAUUUGCAGUUCAAAUCACUCAGGGAGUUUAAUAAUUAUUGCUGUACGAUUCUCAUUGAUCAAAAAUAAGACUUGUUAUUUGCAAUCAUGUUUCAGACAAAAUGCAAUAAAAAUCCAUGAAAUGAUCAAAA